AAACCCUGAAUCAUCCACCCACCACUUCCACUCCGGCAGCGCACCCGGACGGCGGAGAAAACAAACCAUGGCCCCUCCCGGUCCCGGCCAACUGCUCCCCUUGACCCGCUCGCUCCUGCCUCCCUCCGCUCCCCCCUUCCUCUCCGGCCGCCGUCGCCUGCCUCCUCCCGCCCGCGCUCAAACCUCGCGUCCGCCUCCAUGGCAGCCCCACAGCCUCCUGUGUCCCGCUCCCCUCCAGCCGCUCCGCCCUCUCGCCAGGAACAGGACCCGCCCCGUUGCUGCGCCUCCUGGGGCCUCCGCCGCCGGCGGAGGCGAGGCGCAGGCCCUGGCGGCGGAGUUCAUGACGUCUGAGAGGGUGAAGGUGGCGGCGAUGCUGGGGCUGGCCCUCGCGCUCUGCAACGCCGACCGCGUCGUCAUGUCCGUGGCCAUCGUCCCGCUCUCCCAGGCGUACGGGUGGACCCCUUCCUUCGCCGGCGUCGUGCAGUCAUCCUUCCUUUGGGGGUAUCUGAUAUCACCUAUAAUCGGUGGAGCGCUUGUUGACUACUAUGGCGGGAAGCGAGUCAUGGCAUAUGGUGUGGCUUUAUGGUCCUUCGCUACAUUCCUUUCCCCUUGGGCAGCUGCACGCUCACUGUGGUUGUUCAUCUCAACGAGAAUUCUGCUCGGUGUUGCAGAAGGAGUGGCAUUGCCAUGUAUGAACAAUAUGGUGCUGAGGUGGUUUCCUCGUACUGAACGAUCUAGUGCUGUGGGGAUCGCUAUGGCUGGCUUUCAGCUUGGAAAUACCAUCGGCUUACUUCUUUCCCCUAUUAUCAUGUCACGAACUGGAACAUUUGGACCCUUUGUGAUUUUUGGUUUGUUUGGAUUUCUGUGGGUGCUGGUGUGGAUAUCUGCUAUAACGGGAACUCCUGGUGAACAUCCUCAAAUAUCAGCAUAUGAACUAGAGUAUAUAACAAAGGGUCAGAAAUUGGUGAAACCUCAAGUUCAAGGUGAAAAACUAAAAAAGAUCCCUCCGUUUAGAAACCUACUUUCUAAAUGGCCGACCUGGGCUUUAAUUUCUGCAAAUGCUAUGCAUAGCUGGGGCUAUUUCGUCAUCCUUUCAUGGAUGCCAGUGUAUUUCAAAACCAUAUUUCAUGUCAAUCUGAGAGAAGCUGCAUGGUUUAGUGCAAUUCCCUGGGUCAUGAUGGCAGUUUUAGGUUAUGUGGCUGGUGUUGUAUCAGACACACUUAUCCGAAAUGGCACAAGCAUUACUUUAACUCGGAAGAUAAUGCAGACAAUUGGCUUUGUGGGUCCUGGUAUUGCUCUUAUUGGUUUAAAUGCAGCAAAGAGUCCAGCCAUUGCUUCAGCUUGGCUAACUAUUGCUGUUGGUUUGAAGUCCUUUGGUCACUCAGGAUUCCUUGUAAAUUUUCAGGAGAUCGCCCCACAAUAUGCUGGAGUGCUACAUGGAAUGGCAAAUACGUCCGGAACAUUUGCUGCCAUUUUAGGAACUAUUGGAGCAGGAUUCUUUGUUGAUCGGAUGGGUUCUUUCCGUGGAUUUUUAACAUUAACAUCACUUCUAUAUUUCAGCAGUGCCCUGUUCUGGGAUAUCUUUGCUACUGGAGAGCGUGUUGAUUUUGAUGGCACUAGCUAGCGCCAAAGACGAAAUAUACAGUAAACGAUUUGACUUCACUGGGAGUAUUGUGGCAUCAUCAUCUGGGAUAGUACCGAAAAUGUCCAUGAACCGAGAGAUGAGCAUUACACAUCUGUACUACAACAUCGUGUGGUUCAAUGUAGUGGAAAUAUGCGGUGAAUUGUCUUAUUGUGGAAGCAGAGUUUCAGAGGUUUAGAUCAUGUGAAUCUUUCUGAUGCGCAAGUCCGAAAUGUGAAUUUCAUCCGAAAUGUGAAUUUCAGGAGUCAAGGAUACCUGAAGCAUGCCAGAGAAUAAAUGGCGGUGUAGGAGCUGUACUUUAGGGGUGGCAAACUGGCAAUGGCAGUGGUAGAGAUUGAAAAUAAUGGCCAGUAUGGUUGAAUGGCUUGAUCUAGCAUAGUUUGGUGAGGCUAGCAGAUGCACUGCAUGAUUAGUGAAAAGGUGAGACCAGGAACUCACAAACAAAGUGGGGAACCUGUUGAGGGUGUAAAGACAGCAAUAUAAGUCGUGGAGAUCAUUUAAACUCAUAAUGCGAGGCUACUGUAAAGAUCCAGAAUUCUCUGUCGGCUUCACAAUGUUUGUUCACUUUAGCUUGGGUCGUUGUUUCGUGAAAUUUGUAUUGACCGAAGGAGAACUAUAGUUAUUGCAAUUUCUUA
Molecule: messenger RNA, 2277 nt
Organism: Triticum dicoccoides
Lineage: Eukaryota; Viridiplantae; Streptophyta; Magnoliopsida; Poales; Poaceae
Product: probable anion transporter 3, chloroplastic
Exons: 8
Coding region: 68-1624 (518 amino acids)
Biological process (GO): transmembrane transport
Cellular component (GO): plastid
Molecular function (GO): phosphate transmembrane transporter activity
Source: RefSeq, a predicted model, not a curated record